GCAAGAAAAAUUCCGUACAGUUUAGUACACGCGCUCAGGCCGCUCACGCAUUUUAGCACUACACCAUACACCAAAAGACACUGUAGACUGUAGUAGCGUCUGCUUGAAUGUGAAGGUCAAGUGACUCAAGUCCGCUCGGCAACAAGAUUUGUCAGUGAUCAAUAAUCGUUUGUCAUGGAUAGGGCAUGCUGGCUAUAGGCUGCUCGUUUCUGCACAUCAUUUUACACUACUUUUUAUACUACUAAUUGUAGGAACUCUGUUUCUGUGAUUCAAGUUAGUGUCGUUUGAAACCCGUUCUGUGAAAGUGUGAGUGUAUAAGUUUAUGGACAAAAAAAAGAGGAUACAUAGAAAUGGAUACUGCCGCGUGGAAGAAGAAGUUGGUGCGCUUAAUGGAGGAUAACCGCGGUCUUAUUGUUCUAUUGUUCUGUUUGCCUGCCUCAUUCCUUUUCGAUCUCGUUCUUCAGUUGCGUAACUGGUUUAAUCGUACGUUUUUGUCAGCACCCCAGCGGCACGAUACACGCGUUCGCCAGAUUCAAUCUCAGGUUCGCCAUUGUAAUGACCUUCCUGAAGCAGAGAAAAAGUUGAUGUGCACAUCUCGACCAAAUUGGCUAAGCUUAUCCAUUACAUUCUUCAGAAAAGAUCUUUGUCACAAAAUCCCUAUUCCAUUGUAUGACAUCCUUGAACUAAAGGAGGAAGUAAUGACGGUGCGCGUAGAGCCCAUGGUAACUGUUGGUGAUAUAACUCGUUAUCUGAUACCCAAAGGAUACACUUUGGCUGUUACCUUGGAAAUUGCUGAUGCCACCCUCGGAGGGCUUGCGUUUGGUGUUGGUAUGACGACGUACUCGCACAAGGUCGGGUUGUACCAAGAGACGAUUGUUGCGUACGAAGUUGUGCUGGGAGAUGGAUCUUUAGUUCGAGUGACCAAGGACAAUGAAUACUCAGAUUUAUUUUACUGUCUUCCGUGGUCUCACGGUACUCUAGGAUUUCUCGUUGCACUGGAACUUCAAAUCAUCCCUGUGAAACCUUAUGUGAAAAUGGAGUACAUUCCGAUCAACGGCCAAAAAGAAUAUUGCGAUAAAAUUCGAGAACUAUCAGGGGCAAUGGAUAAAGAUAAACAGACCCCUGAUUUUGUUGAGGCGACUAUUUUUAGCAAACACGAAGCAGUCCUUAUGGUCGGUCACUUUGCAAAUGUAAAAAAUGCGCAGGAAGAGGCACAAAUUAAUCACGUAGCACGUUGGUAUAAACCAUGGUUUUAUAAACACGUUGAAAGCUUUCUUAACAAGCCUCCAAGUCAAGAAUUUAUACCACUACGGGAGUAUCUUUUACGCCACAAUCGUGCGAUUUUCUGGGUGGUCGAAUCCAUGAUCCCUUUUGGUAAUAAUCCACUUUUCAGGCUAUUGUUCGGAUGGCUACUGCCCCCAAAACCUGCAUUCCUGAAGUUCACAACAACACCAGGCAUUCGUGCUAUGACUUUCACUAAGCAGGUUUUUCAAGAUAUCGUUCUUCCUAUUAACGUCCUGGAAAAACAGAUUGAUGUUGCAGAAGAAAUAUUUGAUGCAUAUCCCAUUUUAGUGUACCCUUGCAGAAUAUACGAUCAUGGACCACAUACAGGCCAGCUUCGUCCUCCUCGAUCUGACCAAAUGUGUCCGGGUACUAACUGGGGUAUGUUUAAUGAUCUUGGAGUUUAUGGUGUACCGGGGCCAGUCAAGCGGAAGGAACGUUUUGACGCUGUGGGUGCUAUGAGAAAAAUGGAAAAAUUUACUCGUGACGUUGGUGGAUAUCCCUUUUUGUACGCAGACAUCUUUAUGAACCGCAAGGAAUUUGAAGAGAUGUUUGAUCUCGUAGCUUAUGAAAAAGCCCGAGCAAAAUACCAUGCCAACGACGCGUUUCCUCACCUUUAUGAUAAGGUCAAACCGGAGAUAGACGUCUUUCAAGUUGGGAAAGAAUAUAUGGAUCCUCUGUAAAGUGGAAGCAGGUUUUCCUAUGGUUUACUAAUAGAAAAUGGGGCUGGGGUAAGACAAUUAAUUUCUUCAAUGAAAAAUAAAUGAUGUCAAUUAAA
Daphnia pulex (common water flea) is the source of this 2059-nucleotide messenger RNA. Its product is annotated as delta(24)-sterol reductase-like. Gene Ontology annotation, biological process: steroid metabolic process. Bases 351 to 1964 code for a protein of 537 amino acids. The record is from RefSeq and is a predicted model, not a curated record. Gene Ontology annotation, molecular function: Delta24(24-1) sterol reductase activity; FAD binding. Gene Ontology annotation, cellular component: cytoplasm; membrane. Lineage: Eukaryota; Metazoa; Arthropoda; Branchiopoda; Diplostraca; Daphniidae. The transcript is spliced from 16 exons.